Messenger RNA from Aureobasidium pullulans EXF-150, 1829 nucleotides. RefSeq lists its product as uncharacterized. The coding region runs from base 351 to 1526 and encodes 391 amino acids. The record is from RefSeq and is a predicted model, not a curated record. Lineage: Eukaryota; Fungi; Ascomycota; Dothideomycetes; Dothideales; Saccotheciaceae. The transcript has a single exon.
AGUCUGGCUUGACCUUGCAUUCACGAUCCAAGACAGAUCAUUUGCGUUCGCUGUCGUAUAUUGUCGCGUUGCAUCGCAACACUUCUCACACUUCUCUUCUGAUCUAGUCUUUCAUCUCGAAAGUCUUCCUUUGGCUAGCUCAAUCUGCUGCGUCAACACCUAAGACACGUCGAUUGUGUCCAUAUUUGUGCAUCCUGGUACCUUGUCGCAAACACUUCUCACACUUCGCUUUCGAUAAAAGCUCUCCUCUGGACCGACUCUCAGUCUUCUCGCCUGCUUACAUCAUCUGACAACACCUUUCUGAGCACCUCAAACUCGGAUUAGCUUUCGUUGAAAUCAACAAGAACAUUAUGGUCGCCCUUCUCACACUUCCGACGGAGAUCCUCUGUGGCAUCGCCAACCAUGCAGACGACGAAGCUCUUCUCAACAUGCGUCUCAGCUGCAAGUCGCUUUGUGAGGCCUCCGCCAGACCUUUCGGAACCACCUACCUCACCAACCGCCACCAUGUUCCCUCCGAACACAGUAUCCAGGCCCUAGUCGACAUUGUCAUGCACCCUAUCUUUGGCUCGUACGUCAAAUCCAUUACCAUCACCGCGAUGUAUCUUCUCCCAGAAAAGAUUCACGGCGACGCAGCAUCGCAGUACCUAGCGCACUCCAACGGUUUCAGAGUACCAGGGAUUGGCAUCGACAAAGCCUUCAUCAACUCACGCGAGUACAUCCGUAUGAUGAAGCAAAUCUUCAACAAGAUUCGCAAACUUCAGAACCCAGUCCAUAUCAAGAUCUGCGAUGACACCGAGUAUGGCUUUGGUUGGACCCAGAUGGUCGACGAUCCGCCUCGUAUGUAUGACCAUUGCUACGCUGAGGUACUUGACCGCACUCUGGUUGCUGCGAUUCGAGCCGAUUGCGACGUCCGUUCUCUUGAGUUGAGCAUGCACCACUACGAUUUUGAGAGCCUCCACGACAUUCUGGAGGACCUCCUGAGCCCCACCCGUCAGUCUCUCAAGCUGACCAUCCAUUGCGACCGCAAGCAUUCUCGCAAGCUCUACAGUCCCUACACAUGCAUCUAUGAUCAGGCAGAGGGAUCUUUGGAGCUUAUCGGUUGUGAUGUGUACGAGCUUGCCAGAGCCAAGGAAGACUCCACCAUCAAGCGCACGCUGGCUUUUCUCUUGAAGCAGAAUGUCACCAAGCUCGUCUUGAUGAACUGUCAUCUCUGCUCAGCCAAGCGUUUCCGCGUGCUCCUCUCUUGGGGUAUCGGAACCCUCAAGACCGUUUGCAUGACAAGCUUCCGUCCCUGCCGUACGCCCGCCGAUGCAAGAGAGCACUGGAGUGGUAUCAUCAACGUUCUUUCGGGACAUAGUGGUCUGGAGUCUGUCGUUAUCGAGGACUUGCUCGCUCCUCGUUACUGGAGCCUCUUUCACCUGCCUCGUGACACCCAGAGGUAUGAGGUCAGUGGCCACCAUGUCGCUGAGCAGUUGAGAACCCUGGCUACCAUCAUGGCUACAGAGCCUGUGGGGUCCCAGAUCUAGGCUGAAGGCAAGGAUUUGAUCAUGAUGGACGGCACAAUAUCAAUUCAGCCCCGCCCCUUCGCUCUUUGAUUUCGCUAAUGGGGGUAACCAAAAUGCGUAGCUCAUAAUACUUGCUUUCUUCCCCUUGCCCCUUCGUUUCUAUAGCUAUCGCAAUGCACAAUGUUUUGCGAAUACAGGGUCGUGUCGAGUGAGAGCGUGAGAAGAGGCUACAUUGAAACCAAAAGAAAUGGCAUCUCAGCUCCACGGGAGACCUGAGUAAAACAGCAGUCAAAAUGCAAGAUGAUGUUUAAAGACAGCGAUUUG